Molecule: messenger RNA, 2651 nt
Organism: Scheffersomyces stipitis CBS 6054
Lineage: Eukaryota; Fungi; Ascomycota; Pichiomycetes; Serinales; Debaryomycetaceae
Gene: SFP1
Product: zinc-coordinating transcription factor
Exons: 3
Coding region: 890-2194 (434 amino acids)
Cellular component (GO): nucleus
Source: RefSeq, a predicted model, not a curated record
CAAAUUUCUAGCUGGUGCUAAUAUCUAACGCGAGCGUCAUAUCGUCUGAGCUCACUCCCUCAACUCAACGCAUCCACCACACAAACGGGAAACAACACCCAUCCAGUGUCUGAAAUUUCUGAGUCCCCUACAGUAUUCUCAGAACCAAUAGAUUAUAGAAGAGAACAGCACCUACUAGUUUCUGUAGCUAACACAACCAGUGUAACCUCUGAGCCCAUAUUAAGUCUGGCCAGCCCACAGUGACAGAACCUUUGUAUCUGUCGUGAAGUAUAUAUCCUUAGUUGUCGUAUACAAGCCACCACCCCUGGCAUCGUCUGACCCAGGAACCAAGCCUAUCCAGCACCACCAAGUAUCACAGACGGUAGUCGAGUAUAGAAUCGCCACUAUCGUUAUACCGUUGUAUCUUCACGAAACAGCGGUCGAAUAGCCUGAACAAGCGUCUUUGCCAGAACACAGGAUCGUCCUGUGACAGCCUAGGUAAAAGUAUCAGAAGACUAGAACCAAGUACUACUGCUACUCGGAACCAGUAGCAACAGUGUACCAUAAGUGUAUUAUACAAUAAGUGUACCAUACUCGCCACCAUACACAUAAUAUCUGGCUCGCCAUCUCGCUACAACAGAACUAUACAUCAGUCGCCAUAGCUAUACCUCACACAACACGGCAUCCCACCUAUCGUAUCUAGUUAUCACACUAUAGCUGCCCUACUAUCUGUCUGUAUACCACUGCCCCUUAAUAUUCGCAUUAGUAUUCGCACUAUAUUUCACAGAUAUUUCACAGAUAAAUACGAUUAUCAAUCAAUUUUUCACCUGAAUCAUCCGUUACUUCACCACCUUUUCACCGGACUUCCACGCGAUUUUGACCCACAACAUCCGCUUGUGUCACAGCCAUCAUGUUUAACACCAAAAUCUUUGACGGAAACACGCCGUCGGGCUCAGCUGCAAUCAACAUCCCUGCCACGGGCCUGGACCCCUCCUCCGGCUUGGCCAUAGGAACGAAUACGUCAGGAAACUCCAGCAUCCCUCAGCCUAUCGACAUCACCUACCAGCGGCAGUCCAUCUUCAACAACCUGCGCUUCCGCCGUGAGUCCAUAGCCCACUCGCAGGGUAUGGGUGGGGUCUCCUGGGGUUCCGUUACCAUCGGCUCUUGGCUCAAAGACGAAGUCAUGAUGAAUAGUAACUAUAACUCCUACAGUAACAUCAACGCUUCAAGCUCUUCUGGCCAUACUAACAACAAUAACAGCAAUAACAGCAAUAUCAAUCUUCAUCCCAACGGAAACCUCAUCAAUCCGAGAAGAGGCUCGUUUCGGCACCAGAAUCAAAACCAAAACCACUCCAACUCAAACUCUACUUACAACCAAAACAGCAUUAUGAUGUCGAUGUCGCCUCCGCUCCAGACAUCGUACUUGCCCGAUUUGGAGGCCGACUACUGUAAGGAUUAUAGCUGCUGUGGGGAGUUGUUGCCGACGUUACACGAUCUCUUGCGACAUUAUGAAGAAGCCCAUAUCAGCCCCUCUCCUCCAGCAGACAACACACACAUCUUGAAUGCCAGCCGAAAUCGUAACAACUUCAACAACAUGCACAACAUCAUGGAAACAGUUCUGACAACAGACGUCUUCUUGAACAAUGGCGCAGGUAACGCUGCCUCAAACUACCAUCUCAACUUGCAUAACUCCCACUACAACAUCCAACCUCAAACUAUUAGUCAACAGCAAAUUGUGCAAGUGACCAACAAUGGCGGAGGCAUACCGAACAACCCACUUCAGCAGCAGCUUCAACAGCAGCCGCACCUUCAACAACAGCAACAGGCACAGCAACAGGCAGGUAUGAUGAAUUCGCCACGAGCUGCCACACCCAUGCAGGAUGAAGAGGACCUGAUGUAUAUUGAUGAUCCAGCCCGUCACUUGUAUGUGAUGGAGAAUGAUGAGCACAAGCCGUUCAAGUGUCCUGUUAUUGGCUGCGAGAAGACGUACAAGAAUCAGAACGGAUUGAAGUACCAUCGUUUGCACGGCCAUCAAGGCCAGACGUUGAAGGAGAAUCCCGACGGGACCAUAUCCAUCAUUGAUCCUGAAUCAAACACUCCUUAUUUGGACGGUGCAGGCAUGGAGAAGGACAAACCAUACCGCUGUGAAGUAUGUGGUAAGAGAUAUAAGAACCUUAAUGGGUUGAAGUACCACCGUGGACACACCACUCAUUGAUUUUGAAUGAGAUUGUAACAAUAUAAAGCUAUGAGUUUAUUGAUUCUAUGGAGAUCAUAGAUUCAUGAGUUCAUGGGUUAAUGAAUAAAAUUAUAAAGUUGCAGAUUUACGAGUUUAGUAUGAGACUAUGAAUUUUGAAUGAAUUUAUAGAUUUAUAUGAAGAUACUAAAAUUGUGAUUUGUUGGUUUUCAUGAGAUCACAAGAAAUAACGACUUUAUGAAUCCAAAGUGCUCUCAUGGAAGUGUCAUAGAUCUCAUUUGUCUAAUAGAUCUUAUAGAAAAGGGACCGCAGGCAAUUGCUGCGAAAACUCGGGAUGGUUAUUAUGGUUUUGGUUCCACUAGUAUAUUAUUAUUAUCAUCAUUAUCAUUAUUAUUAUUGCUAGCAAUGCUAGUGUAUGUACAUUGUUUAGUUUACAUGCGGUUCUGUAGACCGUCUUCACUACAAAUUGUUUAAUUUU